CGGAGCGCAGCGAACGCUGCGCCAAGUGUUGAGCGGUUAAAUAAGAAAAGUGCCCGCCUACAACAAGUAGGCGGUGGAUUCCCAGCCAGUGUUCUGCGCCAGCUACUUCAGCAGCCAUCCGACGACCGAGUGCCAGUGCCCAGUGGCUCCAAGUGCCACGAAGAGUCCUGCGGCUGCUCUAGGGUUUCUGUUUCUGUUCCUGGUGCGAUAAGCGUGUAAGCCUAACAUAUGGCACCCAGCGUCGAUGCCAGCCGUCGGCACUUCAAGCGGUGUGCCGAUUAUCAUGGCAAGCAAUGUACAACAACGGCAGCAAGAUCCAUGCACCACAACUGAAGAGCCGAAGCACCAGAGAGCCCGACGAGCAGCAGCAGGAGCAGCCAAGGACGAGGAGUCGGCGACGACGGGAGCAUGCCAGCAGCAGUCCUGGUCUAAUCAGCGACCUUCAUUCCACCGGCAGAAGGAGCCGCAUCAGCGGGAGCAAGUGCAGCACCACCGAAGCAAUCCGCGCCAGCACGAGCUACUGCAUCACCAGCGGAAGUUGCCGCCUGCGCUGCCCGCCCGCGGUCGACUGUUGAUCAGCGAGGGCGCCCGACGGCGCGAGGUGAGGGGCUGCGGAUCGGGGGGCGGCGGCCUGCUCUGCUGCAGCCUGGACGCCCUGAGUCGUCCUGCGAAGCUACUGCAAUUCGGAGUCCUCCUGCUGAUCCUGCUGCUCGCCACACAUGGAGAUCUUGCUCAAGCGGAGGGCAAUGUUGGCUGCCAGUUUGUUAGGACGCUAUGCAUACCGCACUCCGAGGUCUGCUACGAUGACAACAUAUUCGGCAAGUGCAUUCCCACCACCGGUGUCGACGUUGAGGACAUUGAGAAGACACCUCUCACUGAGGAGCAGUCCCGUGUGCUGGCUACCAUGCUGGAGGAGCUCCAGGGCGCCGGCCUAGGAUGGGACCAUCCGUACGUCCAAUGUCGCAUCCAGGGCUCCCUCUUCUCGCUGCAACGACAACAGCAGCUUCCUCCGAAUCUCUGCGCGAACCUGGCGCCGGCUCCUCCGGAGUUCGGGGAUCCGGCCAGUGCCAUGGCCUAUGUGCGCUUCACGCCGCCGGAACCGGAAACCGAAAUCGAUUACUACGAGCAGCCAGCGCAGUUCUAUCCGCCGUUGAGAAAGAAGCAGGUGCGAGAGAACCAGGAGGAUGAGGAUAUGUACCUCAACCGGAUGCUGCAGGAUCGCCGGCGGCUGAGGCACGAUCCCUCGGAGCUGGAGCACUUCGGCAAGGUGGACGGCCAUGGACAUCGGCAGGUGGGUCAGGUGGACGAACCGAGCAUCAUGGACGCCUUCCUGGACACCGAGCGGCAGAGGACGGAGCGCGAGCAGCAGAUGGCGGCGGCUGAGCAAGAUGCCCAUCGGCGGGCGGAGCAGAAUCGCAUGGAACUGUAUCAGAUUCUGGCAGCCUCCGAGCCUGAUCCUCAGCCCUUCCAGAGGAAGCCGGCCGCCCAGCCGAAUGCCAUGGAUCAACUGGAGGCGAUUGUGGAGCAGCAGCAGCAAAGGGAACUGAAGGAGCAGCAGCAGCAGGAGCAGGUCAAGGCACCGGUCUACGUGCCGCCGGAGGAGGUGAACGAAUCGAGUGAGCUCUACUUCCCGGACAACUUCGCCCCCUUCAAGAGAGCUAGGGGUCGCUCCAGGGGGGGAUUGGCCGAGGAGGUGGAGAUGGAGUCGGCGGAUGAGCCACAACCCAAGCGUUCCUUCUUCCGCGAGCUGGCCAGCGAACAGGGAUUGGUGCAGGAGCCGCCUCUGAAUUUUAGACAAGCGGAAACCGAACUAGAAACCAAUCCCGAAAUGGCCAAACGACGUCCUGCGGCUUUUAAGCAGCUGGAUCCCUACGAUGCCGACCUGCAGCAACAGGAACUGGCCUUCGAGUCCGGUUUGUUGCGCAACUCACUGACGCCGCUCGAGGAGGAGGCCAUGCUGGCCUCCAAUAGCUUUCCCCGACAGUCGAAGAGCCAGCGCGUUUACACCGAGGGUGGGCUGCUCCUGAUGCCCCAGGACGAACAGGAUGCCAUGCAGGCCGAUGAGCCGGAUGUGAGUGUGAAGCAAUCCCUGUUGGCCAACAUGUUGGGAUUCGCACGGCACGAGCGUCUGGAUGUGAAGAAGCCGGGACCGCUGCUAGGACCUCCGUCCUUGGGCUCCUCCGCCGAGGAGCUCGGCAAUCAGCUGGGAACGGAAAAGGCUCGCAAACUGGACACCAAUGGCAACAAGGAGGUCCUGCCCGCCCACAUCAAGGGCAAUGCUCCCGAGGACGAGGAGGCGCACAAGAAGAAGAAGGUCAUGAAGCAGCAGCACUCGGCCGAGGAUCAUGCGCCGCACACCGUUGACACUGAAUACGUGCAUGUGUUCGUCAAGAACCCAAUCGACAGUUGGAACGAUGGGCAGCGCAUCAUGAAGGAGCUGGAGCAAAUACUACACAUGCAGGGAUACUUUUCUUAUUUAACCGUUCAACAACACGAAGUCAGCUUCCGGGUGAACUCAAACAACCCCGAGCGCAAGACGGCCGGCGAUGUGGCGCGGACUAUCAACGAGAACCGCGGCGUGAAGAACAACAUCCAGCGACGCGUCGGGUUCUAUGUGCUGCACGCCGGCGUGGGUGAUGUGGUCAAGGAUCUGCAGGACCCCGGUGUCUCCUCCUCGCGCAUCGAACUGGCCGAGCAGGGACCGGAUGUCACCCACAUCAUGGCCUACAUGUUCGCCGGCGCCGGAGCGGCCGCGGUGAUCGUGAUCUUCGUCACCCUGAUCCUGAUCAAGCGGCACGAUCGCAAGCGGGACAAGCUGGGCGGUCUGCAGUCGGGCAUUGCGGGUGCGGAGACCUGCAGCAAGGACUACCAGGAGCUGUGCCGCGCUAGGAUGGCGGGUAAGACCGGCAAUGGUGGCAAUUCGGCCGGCGGAACCGCCGGCGGUGGGUCAAACGAACCGGCGACCAGCGGACGGAUUACAUCGCUGAGCAAGGAGAACGAGGGUCGUCCGCCAUCCUCGCGAUCGAGCACCUCGUCCUGGAGCGAGGAGCCAGCAAUGACGAACAUGGACAUCUCUACCGGGCACAUGGUGCUGUCCUAUAUGGAGGAUCACUUGCGCAACAAGGGACGUUUGCAGCGGGAGUGGGAGGCCCUGUGCCGCUAUGAGGCCGAGCCCAGUGCUCGGGAGGCCGCCUCCCAGCCGCAAUGUGCGGGCCUGAACAGACCCGGAGCUCCCUUGCCCUAUGACCACUCGCGCGUAGUGCUGAACCACCUGGCCAACGCCGAGGGACUCGACUAUGUAAAUGCAUCAACGAUUACCGAUCAUGAUCCACGUGCCCCCGCCUAUGUGGCCGCCCAGGGUCCGUUGCCCUCGACCUUGGCCCACUUUUGGCAGAUGAUCUGGGAGCAGGGGGCCGUCGUCAUCGUGGCCCUCUGCCGCCUGCAGGAGAACGGGGAGGUGUCCUGUGCGCGCUAUUGGCCGGAAGAAGGUGCCGAGGUCUAUCACAUCUAUGAGGUUCACCUUGUUAGUGAACACAUUUGGUGUGACGAUUACCUCGUACGUUCUUUCUACCUGAAGAAUUUGCGCACUAGCGAAACCAGAACGGUCACCCAGUUCCACUUCCUCUCCUGGCCCCUCAUGGGUGUUCCUGUCCAGGCAAAGGCUCUGCUGGACUUCAGAAGGAAGGUGAACAAAUCGUAUCGGGGACGUCGCUCCUGCCCCAUUGUGGUGCACGGAAGUGCCGGCGCCGGACGGACGGGUGCCUACAUCCUGUUGGACUUGGUGCUCGAGCGGAUGAACAAGGGUGCGCGUGAGCUGGACAUUGCCGCCACCCUGGAGCACCUGCGUGACCAGCGAGCAGGUAUGGUGGCCACCAGGCAGCAGUUCGAGUUCGUGCUGAUGGCCGUGGCCGAGGAGGUGCACGCGAUCCUGAAGGCUCUGCCGGCAAACACUUCCGCCGAGAAGCGGGAACUGGACAAGGAGCCCGUGGUGGGCAGCGGGAACGGCAGCUCGAACAACAGCAGCAGCACCACCAAGGAGCCUCUCAAGGAGGACGAGGCGCAGGAGGCGGCCGAGGAGGAGGUGCCCACCAGCAGUUCCAAGGCAGCCGCAGCCGCAGCCGCCGCCAAGAAGGAGAAGGAGGAGAAGCCAGCGAAGGAUCAGGCCAAGGUGGCCGAGCCAAAGACGCCGGCCAAACCGGCGAAGCAGGCGAAGAAGUAAGCCAAUCCGAUCCUGGAUCGGAUUGAAGGUUAAGCCUCAGGUUAAUGAUUGUUGCAGCGUUUCGGGGGUCUUUUUUCCGUUUGUUAUAGUUAGAAAUUGACUUGAGUUCGAUUUUGAUUUGGCGUGAGCACUUGGAAGGUUCGAAAAAGGCUUCACGAGAUUGUCAGUAGAAGGAUUUGCUAUUUUCAGUUAUCUACACCGCGCCGACCAAGCACAAGGAUCGCCGGGAUGUCCUGGGAUCCCAUCCUAAACGUGCCACGCUGCCCCGGUCUGCACCAGCCCGUGAGACCAGGGGUGCGUCCAUGUGGGGGGAUCUCCGUUCCGGAGGCAAUUGUGCGGUGCAAGCAACUAUAGAAACGCACGAUAUAUAAUACCAUAUUUGAGUGUUAAAGGAUAUACAAGAAAUAUUUACAUACAUACCUUAUACUUAUAUACAUGUCUAGGUGUUAAGCAUUGGAUUCAAUUAUGAGGCAUUUUACUUACUCGUACAUUUAUCGAUAUCGAUGUUGGCAUUAAACUUAAACUCUAAUCGAUGUGCUUGAAAAACCAGCAAACGAACGACAACAAUCGCUGAACGGUAUACAUAUGCCAAGCCAGACAGAACAGAACAGCA
Drosophila takahashii is the source of this 4832-nucleotide messenger RNA. RefSeq names its product tyrosine phosphatase IA-2 (gene IA-2). Gene Ontology annotation, cellular component: synapse; secretory granule. The record is from RefSeq and is a predicted model, not a curated record. Gene Ontology annotation, molecular function: protein tyrosine phosphatase activity. Gene Ontology annotation, biological process: protein dephosphorylation; regulation of secretion. NCBI's taxonomy places the organism in Eukaryota, Metazoa, Arthropoda, Insecta, Diptera, Drosophilidae.